GUCCACGACAUCUGGAGUGUCAAAACUGCCUAACUCUGGUCUAAAAUCUGGUUUCUUCUCAUCUUCAAUUCUCCUUUAGCUCUACUUGGUCACUAACUUAAAUUGUAUUUUUCCCCAGAAUUAAAGCAGUAUGUCAGGCAACAGAUACUUCCCGAAAAACUAUGUGCUGAUAUUCGUGUUUUUGCAGACGGCAGUUCUUGGAGACCUGGACUGUACAUAUAAUGGCUUUGAUGUUGUGUCUUGCACAUGGAAAUUUGAAAAAGAUUUUGGUUCCACGCCAUGUGUUCUGAAUGCCACUCACAGCUCCAUAAGUGAUAGAAGGAAGGUGAAGGGAUUCUGUCCACUUCCUCCAGCUGAGGGUCAGCGACAAUGUAAUCUACGAAUGACCAAUGCGCUUAAUACCAAAAAUGUUAUCACUGUAUCAGAUUGUUUAAACAUAACCGUAAAUUGCAGCAAUGGACGGGGAAAAAACAGCAGCAUUGCAUCACUAGUAAAUCACAAUCUAUUCAACCACUUACGCCUUGAUCCACCAAAAUAUCUACAAUGCAAUGAAACAUAUGAUAGACUAUGGAACCUCAGCUGGGAAUGUCCACAACCCCCUUAUAUCGCAGGAAAUAUGGAGUACCAAGUAUUCUACAAGCCCAGCACAGAUUCAUGGGAGGAAGCGAAAAUGAUACCUAUUAGACAAAAUGAACUGUCGGUGACGCUGAGAUCCCUGCAUCCUAACACUCUAUAUGAAGCUCGAGUGCGGGUAAACCAAACCAGAUAUCCUAAGGGCCAGUGGAGCAAAUACAGCGAACCUCAUCGGUGGAAAACCCAUCCUGAAGAUUCUGCAGAGUCAUCCUCCCAAAACAUUACAGAGAUAGUCGCACCAUGUACUGCUAUUGUGGUUUUAUGUAUCUUGAUACCACUAAUUGUGCGCUCGUCAGACAGGGUUAAGAAGAUAUUCUGGGUUGGUGUUCCAGAUCCAUCAAGAUUUUUUGACCCAUUAAUAUCUACUCACAAGGGAGACUUUAAGAAAUGGAUAUCCCCCUUCGGCAUCUCUGCCUUUUCUCCAGACCCUACUCCUCCUGAUUUAUCCCCCGUGGAUAUCAACUGGAAUAAGGAAAAAUGCAUACCUAAAUUCGUUCCUCCCGGACUCCAUGACAUUCCCACAGAUCGCAGUGGAAAUACAUUUUCUAGCUUCUCCAACAAAGGAUACUUCUUUUUCCAGUUCCCCAACACAAAAGAAGCAACUGACUCCUCUGCGUCCUUUUCGUAUGGUUGCUUGGACCAGAGAAGCAUUCCAUCAGUGCUUCAGAAUAUAAAUUUACCCUCACCAGCUGCAAGUGAGGAUACUCCCCUCUUCCAUGCUGACUACCUCAGCGACCCCAUGUCUGUUGGCCUUGGUAUUCAAAAUAGAACUUUUGAAGUAUCUACAAACGCAAUUCUACCAUCAUGUACGGUGGACCAAGAAGAAUUAAGUAAAGAACAAGUCGGUGAAGCAAUGCCUGACCAGCUUUAUGAAGAUGUGGAAAUAACAAGUGAUAAGGAAGUUGAAGAGGAAUGUGACACUGCGAAACAACAGUCCAGUGUGGCCAGUGCACCUCCAACAAUGCCUGAUUGUAUACACCUUUCAUUCAAGGAGGGUGAUAUGACAAGAGAUUACUUAUCCUUGAGUGCAGUCUACCAGACACAUUGUUGCCAAUGGGUGUGAUUGAGUAGU
Messenger RNA from Pelobates fuscus (common spadefoot toad), 1705 nucleotides. RefSeq names its product interleukin 2 receptor subunit beta (gene IL2RB). The record is from RefSeq and is a predicted model, not a curated record. Gene Ontology annotation, cellular component: external side of plasma membrane. Gene Ontology annotation, molecular function: protein binding; cytokine receptor activity. The coding region runs from base 131 to 1696 and encodes 521 amino acids. The transcript is spliced from 9 exons. NCBI's taxonomy places the organism in Eukaryota, Metazoa, Chordata, Amphibia, Anura, Pelobatidae. Gene Ontology annotation, biological process: cytokine-mediated signaling pathway.